ACAAUCGAUGAAGCGAGUGUUGUCUCGAUUUUGGGGAUUUUCCACGAAGCAUCGUCAGCAUAUUCUGAAUCAAAGAAUUGUUGAACGAACAUCUGCUAGAAAUGUCGCCGUAUUAACUGCCGCAGGAAUCGGAACAUCAAUUGGUGCUUAUCAAUUAAUUGACACGGCGAGAGCGGGAAUUCUCGAUGGAAGUGACGACGCUUCACGCCACAAUGUCACAACCGACCAUAAACUCACAAAACGUGAACUCAGAUUUCUUCAAUUUGCUUCAGUUGAAUAUGAUGAUGUUAUCUACAUGAGCCCAAUGGAUUUCAUCGAUUCUCUAACACUGGACGCUCCAAGAGAACGAGUUUAUAGAAGGGUUUUGAAGGAAAAGGAUAUUCAACGAAUUCUCAAAAAGACACCCCCAUUCCGAAGUGGUGGAAAACAUUUUUUCCGAACAAUGGAUCAAAGCGGAAUAAUUUCAUACUCGGAAUACAUAUUCCUUCUUACACUUUUGACAAAGUCAAAAGCUGCAUUCAGAAUAGCAUUUUUGAUGUUCGAUGAAGAUGACAAUGGAAACAUCGAUAGAGAUGAAUUUAUGCUUAUUCGUAGUCUAACGUCAUCACUGCGUUCAACGACACGUGUGCAACCAUCAACAGCUUCAGAUGAAGAGGAUAGACGAGAAUCUUGCCAACUCGACGCCGCCGACUAUCAUUUCGCUGUCAGUCGCAUUGGAGCUGAUCGUCUCUUCACUGGAGCUGAUUCGUAUGCUGUUAUGUUCACUAUUGCCCGAAUGUUUGCUUCAAAAGCUGCGACACUUUCAGGCACCCGACUCGUUCAUAAAAGUGAAGAAGAAGUUCGAAAGCAAGAUACCACGUUGCUCUUACAUUUAUUCGGUUUGAGAGGAAAUGCUACGCUGAGCUUCGACGAAUUCCAGCAAUUUUAUGAAAACCUACAAGAAGAGCUAAUGGAAAUUGAGUUCUACGAAUUCGCUCGUGGCAAGACCGCAAUUUCACCUGUCGAUUUCGCCCGUCUCAUUCUCCGUUACAGUAUCGUAAAUUUUGAUGACUAUCACAAAUAUCUUCAACGAGUGCAAGAGAAAUCAGAUGACGAUGAGCCAGGCAUCAGUCUUAGUCAAUGGGCAACUUUCAGUCGUUUCCUGAAUAAUUUGGCUGAAUUUCAAAGUGCUGUUCGUUUGUAUGUGAACAGUAAUGUACCAGUCUCGGAACCGGAAUUUGCUCGAGCUGUUGGAUGUACUAUUGGAAAAGAAUUGGAUCCGGUCGUUGUUUCAAUGAUAUUUCGAAUCUUUGACGAGAACAAUGAUGGAACACUUUCCUAUCCAGAGUUUUUGGCUGUAAUGAGUGAUCGACUCCAUCGAGGGCUUCGAGGACGACUUGAAAAACCUUGGGGCUGGAAACCGUUUAAGAAUUGCGUUAUAAGUGAAGUAUCCCGUGCCUAAUAUAAUUUUAAAACUUUUUUAAACAAAAGUAUUUUUAUCCCCGUGCUUGCCUUGUAGAUAUGUCGCUAUUUUUCUUGCCUGUGUGUAAAUAAGAAUUUU
Molecule: messenger RNA, 1540 nt
Organism: Caenorhabditis elegans
Lineage: Eukaryota; Metazoa; Nematoda; Chromadorea; Rhabditida; Rhabditidae
Gene: micu-3
Product: EF-hand domain-containing protein
Exons: 8
Coding region: 8-1441 (477 amino acids)
Biological process (GO): mitochondrial calcium ion transmembrane transport; calcium import into the mitochondrion
Cellular component (GO): mitochondrial inner membrane; mitochondrial intermembrane space
Molecular function (GO): calcium ion binding
Source: RefSeq, marked reviewed